Molecule: messenger RNA, 1853 nt
Organism: Choloepus didactylus (southern two-toed sloth)
Lineage: Eukaryota; Metazoa; Chordata; Mammalia; Pilosa; Megalonychidae
Gene: DRG2
Product: developmentally regulated GTP binding protein 2
Exons: 13
Coding region: 167-1261 (364 amino acids)
Biological process (GO): cytoplasmic translation
Cellular component (GO): cytoplasm
Molecular function (GO): GTP binding; GTPase activity
Source: RefSeq, a predicted model, not a curated record
GGCUCGGGGAGCGGAACCCGUAGUGCGCUCAGAGCCGCUCGCCCGGACCCUGAAUCCCGGGCACCGGCGCGCACGAGGACGCGGCUCUCCGCGGGCUUCCGGGCGCCCCCAGCCCCGCCGCCGCCGUCGGGCUGCGAUUCCCGGAGUCGCCGCGGUCGCCGCCGCCAUGGGCAUCCUGGAGAAGAUCUCGGAGAUCGAGAAGGAGAUCGCUCGCACGCAGAAGAACAAGGCCACUGAGUAUCACCUGGGCCUGCUGAAAGCAAAACUCGCCAAGUACCGGGCCCAGCUCCUGGAGCCGUCCAAGUCGGCCUCGUCCAAGGGAGAGGGCUUUGACGUUAUGAAGUCGGGCGAUGCCCGGGUGGCGCUCAUUGGAUUUCCCUCUGUGGGUAAGUCCACCUUCCUGAGCUUAAUGACCUCCACGGCCAGCGAAGCCGCCUCCUAUGAGUUCACGACCCUGACGUGCAUCCCUGGGGUCAUCGAAUACAAAGGAGCCAACAUCCAGCUUCUGGACCUUCCCGGAAUCAUCGAAGGCGCGGCCCAAGGGAAAGGCCGCGGCCGGCAGGUGAUCGCCGUGGCCCGCACCGCGGACGUCGUCAUCAUGAUGCUGGACGCCACCAAGGGCGAGGUGCAGAGGUCUCUGCUGGAGAAGGAGCUGGAGUCGGUGGGCAUCCGCCUCAACAAGCACAAGCCCAACAUCUACUUCAAGCCCAGGAAAGGCGGCGGCAUCUCCUUUAACUCCACCGUCACGCUGACCCAGUGCUCGGAGAAGCUGGUGCAGCUCGUCCUGCACGAGUACAAGAUUUUCAACGCAGAAGUGCUCUUCCGAGAGGACUGCUCCCCGGAUGAGUUCAUCGACGUGAUUGUGGGCAACCGUGUGUACAUGCCCUGCUUGUAUGUCUACAACAAGAUCGACCAGAUCUCCAUGGAAGAGGUUGACCGCCUGGCCCGGAGGCCCAACAGUGUGGUCAUCAGCUGCGGGAUGAAGCUGAACCUGGACUACCUGCUGGAGAUGCUCUGGGAGUACCUGGCCCUCACCUGCAUCUACACCAAGAAGAGGGGGCAGAGGCCCGACUUCACGGACGCCAUCAUUCUCCGGAAAGGGGCCUCCGUGGAGCACGUGUGCCACCGGAUCCACCGGUCGCUUGCCAGCCAGUUCAAGUACGCCCUGGUGUGGGGCACCAGCACCAAGUACAGCCCACAGCGGGUGGGCCUGACCCACACCGUGGAGCACGAGGACGUCAUCCAGAUUGUCAAGAAGUAGUGCCCGCCGGCUGCCCACCCGCCCAGCCACCUCCUGGGGAGUCGGGCCCACCAGGCCCCACCAACCCCAGUCAGGAAAAUACAAACACACCCCAGGAAAGGGGCCUUCAAGUCUGCUGUUUCCAGAAGUUUCUUUGGUAGGCAGAUGACGCAGUGUUGGGACGGAGGGGUCAAGGUGGGGGCUGGGCUCAGCUAGGGGCAUUUCCUGUGGCCCCCGAGUGGGGGUUCUGAGUUCGGAGCCCUGGGCAGAUGCUGAGCGUGAGGGCAGGGAGCCUGGCCUGCCUGGGUCCCUGGGGGCAUCCGAUUCCCUCAGCACCUGCCAGUUUCUCUGCCUCCAGCGGGAGGGGGCACAUCCCAGGAUGCGACUCCUACGCCCCUGUCCCCGGGGUGUCCCUGGAGGAAGCCGGGCAGUCGGUGACUUCAGAGGCCGAGUCACACCCUCCCAGCCUGAGCGGUGUCCUGAAGUGCCUACUGGGCAGCCCUGCCCACCUGGGGUGGGGGCUUGGGAUUUGGGUUCCCUGUUUGCUCUCCAGGCCCCUGAUCUCUUGGCUCUUUGUGAAAUAAAGGAUGGAAAUGUUUCCUGUUCAGACUGA